CAAAAUGGCGGCGCUCGGGCGUGAGGCUGGCACUGACCCGAUAGAUGCAGGUGUGCCAUCACUGGGAGCUGGGGAAACGCCCAAACAUCAGAAGCACUUGGUACUAUAGGCCUCACUUUACCUCUGUUGAAUCCUGACACUUCUGAAGGGAGUUCAAGAGACUGCAUUUCAGAUACUCCAUGCAAUUCUUCUGCACACUUAAGGACAUCAAGAUGGCAGCAUCUGUUCAUGGUCAGCCUGGUCCUUCUCUAGGAGAUACAAAAUUCAGGAGACCAAUGGUCAUUGAAAUCAUGGGAAAAAAAUUUGAAUGUCUUAGGAAAGAAAUGACAUUGAAUGGAAUGGGAACAGUGCUCUUUGGAACAACAGCUGGAUUCUCUGGAAUAUUGGCAAACUUCAUUUUUAGACACUGCUUUAAAGUUAAACAUGGUGCUUUGAAAACAUAUGCAUCAUUGAUUACACUUCCAUUUUUGUCUACGAUAGUUGCUUACAAGCUCUUUGUAACUGAUGCUUUAUAUUCAGAUAAUAUAAGCAAAGAAAAUUGUGUUCUUAGAAGUUCACUGAUUGCCAUAGUAUGUGGUGUUUUAUAUCCCAGUGGUUUGGCUUUUUCUAAAAAUGGACGUCUGGCAGUCAAGUAUCAUACUGUCCCACUGCCACAGAAAGGAAGGGUUUUACUCCAUUGGAUGCUACUCUGUCAGACAGAGAUAAAAGCAAUGGCAGUUCCUCUCGUCUUUCAGACAGCAUUUGGAGUAUUGAAUGGACUACACGAUCAUGCAGUGUUUGAAAAGUCACUUGGGAAAACUGUGAAUAAAGAUUAACCAAAGAAUAAAUGGAUGCUAACUCAGCGGAAAGGAUUUUUAUGAGGAUUUGAGCAUUCCUGAAAGAGUUAAAACUAACACUGGACAGAUGAUUUGUUUCUGUCCUUUCUGCCUGGCAUAUAAUAAAUGCUCAAUAAAUAUUCAACAAUUAAAUCAAUAAAUGUAAGUUUCAUCUUACAUGUAAGAUGUAAGUUUUAUCCUUUUUUUUUUUCAAAAUAUGUCCAUUUUGUCUGGUACGUAGUAUAUAACAAAUAUUCAGUAAACAUUUAGUAAUUAAAUAAACAUAAAUGUAACAAUAAUGAAGGUUUCA
Nycticebus coucang (slow loris) is the source of this 1125-nucleotide messenger RNA. RefSeq names its product transmembrane protein 126B (gene TMEM126B). Gene Ontology annotation, cellular component: mitochondrion. Lineage: Eukaryota; Metazoa; Chordata; Mammalia; Primates; Lorisidae. Bases 180 to 815 code for a protein of 211 amino acids. The record is from RefSeq and is a predicted model, not a curated record. The transcript is spliced from 6 exons. Gene Ontology annotation, biological process: mitochondrial respiratory chain complex I assembly.